AUGGAGUACCUCGGCUCUCGUGAAAACUCGUCCUUCUCUGACAGUGUGGCCAAGCCAGAGCUCCUCUCUCGGACUGGUUACACAAUACUGGCCGUCAUCAUGGGCAUCUUCUCUGUUUUGGGGGUCAUCCUCAACAGCCUGGUGAUUGUGGUGACAGUGAAACACAAACAGCUGAGGCAGCCACUCAGCUAUGCCUUGGUCAACUUGGCCGUGUGUGACCUGGGCUGCGCUAUGUUUGGAGGGCUGCCCACCACUGUGACCAACGCCAUGAGAUACACCAGCCUUGGGCGUGUGGAAUGCGUGUUAGAGGGCUUUGCGGUGGCCUUUUUUGGAAUAGCAAGUCUGUGUACAAUAGGGGUCAUUUCUGUGGAGCGCUACAUAGUGGUGUGCUAUCCUUUGGCCCUCUUCCAAACCAGGCAUGCCAUCGCUGGAGUGGUGCUGUCUUGGGUGUGGUCCUUUGUGUGGAACACUCCGCCUCUGUUUGGUUGGGGGAGUUAUGAGCUAGAGAGCGUCAAAACCUCCUGUGCCCCCAAUUGGUAUAGCCGGGAUGCAGGCAACAUGUCAUACAUAAUCAUCUACUUUUGUCUCUGCUUUGCCGUGCCCUUCUCCAUCAUCAUGGUGUCCUACACGCGACUGCUGUGGACACUCCGGCAGGUAAGCAAGCUGCAGGUAACUGAAGGCAGCAGCACACAUCGCGUGAAGGUGCAGGUGGCACGUAUGGUUGUCGCCAUGGUGUUGGCCUUCCUGGUGACCUGGCUGCCGUAUGCUAGCAUGGCUCUGGCUGUCAUCAUAGACUCCACACUGCAAAUUGACCCUUGGAUUGCAACCAUACCGGUCUACUUUGCAAAAAGCAGCACUGUCUACAACCCCAUUAUUUACGUUUUCAUGAACAGACAGUUCCGAUCAUAUGCUGUCCCCACUAUCCUGUGUGGAUGGAACCCAUGGGCCUCAGAAGCAGAAAUAUCUGAAUGCGACACAAUGGUUGCGUCCAUGAACAGAAUCCAAAAGGUGUCAUCCAAGGGAUCUCUGAAAGAAUAAAAAAGUACUAGAC
Molecule: messenger RNA, 1051 nt
Organism: Dunckerocampus dactyliophorus (ringed pipefish)
Lineage: Eukaryota; Metazoa; Chordata; Actinopteri; Syngnathiformes; Syngnathidae
Gene: parapinopsina
Product: parapinopsin a
Exons: 5
Coding region: 1-1038 (345 amino acids)
Biological process (GO): G protein-coupled receptor signaling pathway; visual perception
Cellular component (GO): photoreceptor outer segment; membrane
Molecular function (GO): G protein-coupled receptor activity
Source: RefSeq, a predicted model, not a curated record